This is a messenger RNA of Drosophila suzukii, 792 nucleotides long. It is a transcript of the gene GILT3, whose product is annotated as Gamma-interferon-inducible lysosomal thiol reductase 3. The record is from RefSeq and is a predicted model, not a curated record. NCBI's taxonomy places the organism in Eukaryota, Metazoa, Arthropoda, Insecta, Diptera, Drosophilidae. Gene Ontology annotation, molecular function: oxidoreductase activity, acting on a sulfur group of donors, disulfide as acceptor.
CAAUUCGAAAAGAGCAGUUGUGUUUGGCUUGCGAGGCUGCCCAGAGCGGAAAGCGAGCGCGGACGAUGAAUAAAAUAUUUGGAAUUUGGUGUGCCCUGUGCCUGCUGCUUAUUUUGCCCACGUCCGGAAAUACACAAUCCCCGGAAAAUGCACAAUCCCCGGAAAAUUCCCAGCUCCUGGUGGCCAUCCACUACGAGGCCCUGUGUCCAGACAGCAUGAACUUCAUCCGCCGCCGACUCUACGAUGCUCUAAACGACAAUAACUGGUGGUCCGUCACCGAUCUGAAGCUAUAUCCAUUUGGCAAAGCGGGGUUCUACAACAGUUCAGGCAAAACGCAGGUGUACUGCCAACACGGUGAAGAUGAGUGCGAACUGAAUGCCCUGCACGCCUGUAUUAUUGAGACCCUAGAUAUUCGGAAGGCCUUUGACCUCAUCUAUUGCAUGCUGAGAUCCUACUCAAAUGAACUGGAUAAAUGUUCCAGGAGCAUGGGUUUGGAUGUGAGCAAGGCCAGGGAAUGCAAAAGUUCGCGAACGAACGCCGAAAUUUUGGAGCCCUAUGGCAGGGAAACCCUCAAACUUGAACUCUCCUUUGUGCCCAGCAUUGUGUUUGAGAACAACUUUAAGCCCUACGGACAGAGAAGCAUUCGCAACAAUUUCGAAAGGCAUUUUUGUCAAGAGUACAAGAAGAAGUUCAACAUUACACUGCCAACAUGUUCCGCAAUUUUGUAAAACCUUUCGUAAUGAGUAAUUUUUUUUACAUGUGCCAAGACCAAUAAAUAAUAAUUACACUUCA